UGCCUGCAGAUUAUUCGUACGGAUAUGAAAUCGUGUGUMGCUUUAUCCAUCUUCAAAACUACAACCUGACACAAAGUUUCUGUCGCUAUUAGGGCUUGUCCGGACGGGACAGGGAAGUUAGGUUCGGCCCGGGGAGCCGUGUCGAGGCUGGUAAUAUGGGCCUGUUGGCUAGGGUACGGAAAGAAUGGUUUAUUAUCGGUAUAGUGGCAGUAAUCGUGUCGGCGAAACUACAGCCUGCAAUUGGAUUGAAAGGAGGCUGCCGCCAUCUUUAACUCCGCCUUCGGGAGCUUCCUGGGAAUAAUAGUGACACCACUGCUGUUACUACUGUUUCUGGGCUCGUCGUCGUCCGUUCCUUUCUCCGUAUACCCAUGUUAAAGAUCGUGUUUGAGGGGUAUGAGCAUCUCUCUCUGAUCUCCGUCCCUCUCCUCAUCUAUCACCCUGCUCAGAUCCUACUGGGUUCAAUACUGGUCCCCACCAUCAAGAGCUGGAUGAACAGCAGACAAAAGGGAGUGAAGUUGACCGACCUGCAGCCCAUCUGAAGUGUACUCUGUGUCGUAUUACCUACACUUCUCCCCCGUGUGUACACUCAUUCACUCCCCCUUCAUGGGGAGUAUCCUUUAAACUGUGACAGAAGGGACUACUUCCUUCCUCCUACGUAUCUCUCUGGUGGAAGGAUACAUACAGAAACACAAGUGCCUUAUCACAACCACGUGACUCGCAAACACGUAGUCCUGGGCUUAAACGGUUGUGAUGGUUACUAUGACAAAACUUGUAUGAUUAUUCGAUGGUUUACUUUUAUACGAACAUUAGAAGUCUCUAUUUUUGUAUCCCCCAUGAAGAUGGUGUCUACUUCCUGCGAGACAAGAAGUGCUACUGAUCAUCAUCAGGAAGUGAWUUCUGAGACGGCACCGCCUGCCAUGGGCAGACAGAGACUGGCUGGGGACCUUGUCCUCUUUUCUAACUAUUUUUCUGGGGAUGUUACAUUCAGAAGACUCUUUUUCUGACAAUCAGUUUUUAUGGUGUUAAACGAUGACUAGUUUACUGAUAGUUUCUAAUGCUUGUUUAGGCUUUUUGGGGGAGGGGAGAGAGAU
This is a messenger RNA of Salvelinus sp. IW2-2015, 1091 nucleotides long. The record is from RefSeq and is a predicted model, not a curated record. NCBI's taxonomy places the organism in Eukaryota, Metazoa, Chordata, Actinopteri, Salmoniformes, Salmonidae.